This is a messenger RNA of Salvia miltiorrhiza (redroot sage), 1052 nucleotides long. RefSeq names its product PLASMODESMATA CALLOSE-BINDING PROTEIN 2-like. The record is from RefSeq and is a predicted model, not a curated record. The coding region runs from base 313 to 834 and encodes 173 amino acids. The transcript has 4 exons. Lineage: Eukaryota; Viridiplantae; Streptophyta; Magnoliopsida; Lamiales; Lamiaceae.
CUGAAGUGAAAAAUUAAUGACAUUGUGACCGAUUGAAGUAGCGUCGAACUACGUUGUUUAGUACAUCGAUCAUUUUAUUCAUGUAAAGAAGUGCACCUUGAGGAAAAUUUGACAAUUUUGAAAAUCAAAACAAAUAAAAGUUUGUCUAUUUGUAAUCAUAUUUUUUAGUUUAUGUCCAAAUUUUAUAACUAUAUAUAUAUAUAUAUAUAUAUAGGUAUAAUACACACCCCACAGUGUCUCUCUCUCUCUCCUCAUUUUUGAAGUAGAAAGUUUCCUGCAAUCCUCUUCACUUGGUUUCUAGGAGAAAUAAUCAUGGCUGCUUUGGUGUUGGGCUUUGUGAUUUACUUAGCCUUGGCUGCUCCUUCAGAUGCAGCCUACUGCCUGUGCAACGCAGGGGUGAGCGACGCCGUUUUGCAGAAGAACAUCGAUUACGCGUGCGGAAACGGAGCAGAUUGCUCAGCAAUCCUCCAAAAUGGGGCGUGUUUCAAUCCAAACACCGUCAAAGAUCACUGCAAUUACGCCGUCAAUAGCUAUUAUCAGAGGAGAUCCCAAAACGGUGGAAGCUGUGAUUUUCAAGGAUCUGCUUCCGUUUCCCAAACUGGCCCCACCGGUGUGGCCAGUGCAUGCGUGUACCAGGCUAGCCCCAGCACCGGCGGCGGCACUACGACUCCGACAUCCGGUGGCGGCGCCACCACUAUCCCCGGCGGGAGCUUCGGCCCGACGGGAAGCACCGGUUUCGGCACCACCGACAACGGUGCUAGUGUGACACUCAGCAGUUUGGCAAUGCUUGUUGUGUCUCUCUUCCUAUCUCUUGUAAUAUCUAGGUUUAUUUAGCCAAGAUUUCUAAUUAAGGAGCAAGAAAGAAUUUGGACCCUUUCUUUUUUCUUUCAUUUUUUUGGUUUUUAGUGAAAGGGUAAAAAAAAGUAGGGAAUUUAAUUCCCUUUUAUGGGGUGGACUGGAAACUGGUCUCUUCUGUUUAGAAAUUUUCUGUGUACAUCUAGAUAGGGAGGCUCAGAGUUUAUGAAUAUUAGCUCUGUUUCCUUUUGGGAAAA